AUGCUCCGCUUCAUUAGUCCUUCUAUCAUUAGACCUUUAUCUGCCACCAAGGCUACUUCUGUUAGAGCCUUCUCUACUGCCUUUGUCUCUAGACAGGCUGUCGCUGGCACUGCUGACGAAAAGUCAUACACCCACAUCAUUGCCGAGACCAAGGGCAAGGUUGGCUUGAUCACCUUGAACCGUCCCAAGGCUUUGAAUGCUUUAUGCAGUGAUUUGUUCACUGAGGUCAACGAGGCCCUUCGCUCUUAUGACAAGAAUGAGAAUAUUGGUGCUGUUGUCAUCACUGGUUCCAAGAAGGCAUUUGCUGCCGGCGCUGAUAUCAAGGAAAUGAAGGACAACACCUUUGUUGACACCUACACUCAAAACUUCUUGGGUCACUGGGCCGAAAUGACUGAAAUCAAGAAGCCUAUUAUUGCUGCUGUCAAUGGUUAUGCUCUUGGUGGUGGUUGUGAAUUGGCCAUGAUGUGUGAUAUUAUCUAUGCUGGUGAGAAGGCCGUAUUUGGUCAACCUGAAAUCAAGUUGGGUAUUAUCCCUGGUGCUGGUGGUACCCAACGUCUCGUAAAGGCUGUUGGCAAGUCUAAGGCAAUGGAAAUGAUCUUGGCCGGUAACAUCAACUUGAACGCUACUGAGGCCUUGAGUUUGGGUCUUGUCAGCAAAGUUGUCCCUGCUGAUGAUCUUGUUGAAGAAGCCCUUAAGACUGCUGGUAUUAUUGCCGAGAUGAGUCAGCCUUCUGUUCAAAUGGCCAAGGAGUUGAUCAAUAAAUCUUUCGAAAUUCCUCUUAGCGCUGGUUUGCGUUGGGAACGUGUCCUCUUCCAAACUCUCUUUGGCACUGCUGAUCAAAAGGAGGGCAUGAACGCCUUUGCUGAAAAGAGAGCUGCUACUUUUACCAACAAAUAA
Messenger RNA from Mucor velutinosus, 897 nucleotides. RefSeq lists its product as uncharacterized. The coding region runs from base 1 to 897 and encodes 298 amino acids. Gene Ontology annotation, biological process: fatty acid beta-oxidation. Gene Ontology annotation, cellular component: mitochondrion. The record is from RefSeq and is a predicted model, not a curated record. Gene Ontology annotation, molecular function: enoyl-CoA hydratase activity. NCBI's taxonomy places the organism in Eukaryota, Fungi, Mucoromycota, Mucoromycetes, Mucorales, Mucoraceae. The transcript is spliced from 7 exons.